Molecule: messenger RNA, 2775 nt
Organism: Meloidogyne enterolobii
Lineage: Eukaryota; Metazoa; Nematoda; Chromadorea; Rhabditida; Meloidogynidae
Source: the annotation of a GenBank genome assembly
AUGGCUGUUAACGAUGAAAAGAAGCCUCACAGAGUUCACAAAACUGGAAAGAAAAUCAAAAAGAAAACUGCUCAAAAUAUUUCUGGAGAAAGAGGAAAUAAUUCAAAAGCGUUCAAAUUCCGUUCUGCUGUAAAAGCUCAAAAAUUGAUUCGAAAAGCAGCAGAUUUGAGCGAAAAAAAGAAGCACAUUCCUAUUGUUGAAAGGCUUGUAGACACUCCUCCACCUUUGUUUGUUGCGAUUGUUGGACCUCCAAAGGUCGGAAAAAGUUUACUGCUUCGCUGUCUUAUAAAAAAUUAUGUUAGGCAGUCAAUUACAGAAAUUAAAGGUCCAGUAACAAUCGUUACAAGCAAAAAACGUCGAGUAACAUUUUUUGAAGUUCCAAAUGAUAUAAAUGCUAUGGUGGAUGCUGCUAAAGUUGCAGAUUUGGUUUUAAUUCUAAUUGACGCCUCUUUUGGUUUUGAAAUAGAAGUAUUCGAAUUUACUAAUAUUUGUCAAGUUCAUGGAAUGCCUAAAAUUAUGGGAGUGCUUACUCAUAUGGAUAAGGUUAAAAAGAAUCAAUUGAAAUCUGUCAAAAAGAAGUUGAAGCAGCGUUUUUGGACUGAACUUUAUCCGGGAGCAAAACUAUUUUAUCUUACUGGAAUGAAGCAUAACAAAUAUUUACGUCACGAAAUUAAAAAUCUUGGAAGAUUUAUUUCUGUUGCAAAACUUAGGCCAAUUUUAUGGAGAAAUGCUCAUCCUUAUUUGGCUUGUGAUAAAGUGGAGGAUUUAACUGAUCCUGAGGCAAUUAAUCAAGACCCUAAAAUUGCUCGCAAAGUUUCUUUUUAUGGAUACGUUCGUGGAGUUCACAUAAAGAACCAUUCAGCUGUUCAUAUUGCCGGCCUUGGUGAUGUUUCAAUUAACAAUAUUUCAAUACUUCCAGAUCCUUGUCCUUUACCUGAAAAUCAAAAGAAAAGAUCGCUUAAUGAACGUGAACAGAUAAUUUACGCCCCCUUUUCUGGCCUUGGAGGUUUGGUAUUUGAUCAAAAUGAAUUUUAUAUUGAUGGUCGGAAUGAAUUAGUAGAAGCAAUUGAUAAUGUUGCCGAACCAAUGGAUGUAAAAGUAGAGAAUGCAUCGUUACAAUUAUUGAGUGGUAAUCCUAAUUUGGAGGUUGACAUUAAAAGUGAGGUAGACAGUGAAGAGGACGAAGAAGAUGAAGUCGAUGAUGAAGAAAACGAGGAGGAGGACGAUGAUGAAGAAUACGAAAGUUUUGAAGACUCAGAAAAUGAAGAAGAAAAUAAUUUAAACAAUUUUGCAUCAACUUCAACAGAAAUGAAUACAUUUAGUGGCAUUGCAGAGCGUUUAUCUGGAAAUUUUCAAGUUAAACCUUCACAUAGAAUAAAUUGGGAAAAGCUAGUUUAUGAAUCUAAUGAAGAUGGUCUUAAAAAUGAGAAAAAUGUUGCUGUAACAUCUAAAAAAGACAGAACUUUUGGUGGUGGUCUUUUUAAAAUUCCUGAAAAUGUUUUUAAUUCAAGAAAUAAAAUUUAUUUGAAAGACAAAGAUGAUGGAAAAUUGUGGGCAUUUGAAAUGUUUAAUAAUAAAAGUGAAAAUGGUUGUUUGGAUUGGAACGAUAAUUGUGUCAGAGAUUCAAUUCGUGAUUGUUGGGUAACUGGAGAGUGGGAAAACGAUGAUGACAAAGAAGAAAUAAGUGACGACGAAGAAAUUAAUAAAAUUUCGAAAGAUGGAUUAGAAAAAAUUAAAAUAGAGAAAAAAGAAGUAUCUUCCCAAAAUUUGGAUGAUGAAGAAAUGAAUUAUGAUUCAGAUGAAAUGAUGGAUUUUGACAUGACUGAAAAUAUGGAAGAAAAAGUGACAAAAGAAAAAGAUGAUAACACUAUGAAUUUGGACGAGAAUGAAGAGAAAAAUGAGGGUGAAGAACCCAUGCAAAAAGAAAAGAAAGACAGGUUAAAACAACAAUUUGAUGCUGAAUUUGACAGUACAAAUGCAAAAUAUAAUGAAAUGAAGGAAGAAUAUGAAAAACAAUCUAAAUUAAACAAAGCAGCUUUUGAAGAUUUGGAUGAAACAAAGAGAGCAGAAUUGGAAGGUUUUCGGCCUGGUUUGUAUGUAAAAAUUGAAAUUGAUAAUAUUCCUGCAUCAUUUAUUGAGUGUAUGGACCCUCGUUUUCUGUAUAUUAUUGGUGGCCUUUUGCCUGGAGAACAAAAUAAUGGUUAUGUUAAAGUUCGAAUUAAAAAACAUCGUUGGUAUGACCGUUUACUUAAAUCUAGAGACCCUUUAAUUAUUUCUUGUGGAUGGAGAAGAUUUCAAACAAUGGUUAUUUAUUCUGUUCUAGAUCAUGACCACAGAGAAAGAUUCUUUAAAUAUACGCCGAAAGAAGCUUUUUGUCAUGGAGUUUUUUGGGCACCUUUUGUGGCACAAAAUACUGGAUUUUUGGGGUUACAAUCUGUUGAUGAGGAAGUGAAAUCAUUUCGCAUUGCGGCAACAGGUGUUGUACUUGGUGUAGAUAAAUCAACACAAAUUGUUAAAAAAUUAAAAUUAAUUGGACAACCAUUAGAAAUAUAUAAGAAGACUGCUUUUAUUAAAGGAAUGUUUAAUAGUGCUUUAGAAGUUGCAAGAUUUCAAGGAGCUGCAAUUCGUACAGUUAGUGGAAUACGUGGAAUAGUUAAAAAGGCUAUUAAGACACCUGAUGGUGCUUUUAGGGCUUCUUUUGAAGACAAAAUUGCUGGAAAUGGCUCUAUCUUGAAGGAAGAAGGGUCUACUUUGUGGGGAAAAAAUUGUAUCUAA